Messenger RNA from Colletotrichum abscissum, 2652 nucleotides. RefSeq names its product ankyrin repeat protein. The record is from RefSeq and is a predicted model, not a curated record. The coding region runs from base 1 to 2652 and encodes 883 amino acids. The transcript is spliced from 5 exons. NCBI's taxonomy places the organism in Eukaryota, Fungi, Ascomycota, Sordariomycetes, Glomerellales, Glomerellaceae.
AUGGGCUUCAGAUCGUGGGUAUCGGCACUGUUCAAGUCUAACAAGUCCUCUCCCGGAAAUAACGACACUCAUCCAGAUGCUGGCACCGAUUUUCAGACGAGUAGUCCGCACCCCGAGGACACUGCGGGAACGACAGAGGACGAUCUUCGGAGCAACUUGAACGCAUCAUCGAGGCGAGAUAUCGACUCUACACGAGAUCCGGGUAGACGCAUUGCACAAGCCGCUGCGAGGAAACAAGAUUGUUACGGCCUUAAGAUCCUCGUCCCGCAGCCGUCGGACAGGACAGGAUGCGUGGACAUUGUAGCUAUUCACGGGCUCAAUGGUCACCGCGAAGAGACAUGGAUGCAUGCCGAUACGAGACUGCAGUGGCUGAGCGACUCUUCAUGCCUGCCAAAAGACAUGCCCACGGCACGAAUUUUGACAUUCGGCUACAACUCCAAGACCUAUUUCAGUCGAUCCGAAUCAGAGAUACCAGACUUUGCCUCCGAAUUGCUUUGGGCACUAAAAGCCCAGCGUACAAGCGAAGAAGAAAAACAGCGCCGUAUUGUUUUCAUUUGCCAUAGUCUUGGGGGUCUGGUUUUCAAACAAGCCGUAAUCAUGGCCCAUGAGAAAGAUCGCUACUACUCCUGUAUCCUGGACCAGAUUCAUGGUGUGGUUUUCUUCGGUACACCGCACCGUGGCUCCAGCCUGGCCGCAUGGGACGAAAUCGGCACUCUCAUUGUCAAAGCUAGUACACUUGGAUACGCAACCAAUAGCAAAUUAUCGAGCAGUUUGAAGGUCGAUUCGAAGUUUCUGAGGCGCACAUCGGAGUCAUUCGCAGCUCGCGGGGAAGACUUCGAAGUUAGAAGCUUCUAUGAGAGUGUCGUCGAGAAGGAAUCGGCCAUAUUGAAUUGGCCAAAGGAGCUGCCCAUUGCCUCGAACGCCAAUCACUCCGAUAUCUGCAAGUUCUUGUCACCAGAAGACUCGAGAUACAAGGCUGCUUCUCUCGCUAUUCGCGAGGUGGUGGGUGACCUAGCAUCAGGCAUCGAUGUUCCGCUCGAUCUGCUAGCGAUGGCAUGCUUAAAAGAACUCAAUUCAACCUAUGAACACCAUCUUGACCAGAUAGACGACCCGAUAGCCAAGACUUGCGAAUGGGUCACAUCACACAAGAUCUGGAAUUUAUGGGACUCGGUACCAGGCUCGGCUCUUCUUUGGAUCACAGCUGAUGCUGGCUGUGGAAAGUCGAUAGCGGCGAAGUAUCUGGUCGAUUUUUUUCAGAAGCGAACCUCCAGAGCAUAUCUUCAUACUCAUGUCUGCUACUUCUUCUUCAAGGAAGGACUAGAACACCAGGACAAGGCACACUCGGCCGUGUCAGCGGUCCUUCACCAACUCUUCUCCAAACAACAUCGAUUAAUGCACCAUGCCAUGGUCAAAUACUCUAGUAUGCCAAAGAGUAGCUUCAACUGCUUUUCCACACUCUGGUCCAUUCUCCUAGCGACAAUGGAAGAUCCUCACACGAAGAAUGUGGUGUGGAUACUGGAUGGCCUAGAUGAGUGCGAAGAGAAAUCAUUGGACGAGCUCAUCAAAGCUCUGGCAGACUUCGUGCAGUCUCGCAACGCGGUCUCCAUCAAACGAAGGCCGGCCUGUAAAAUCAUUCUCCUAAGCCGACCUCUCAACUCUAUCGAAAGGAGGUUCGGACUUCGGUCAGGCAAUGGUUGCUACAAUACUGGCCUACAGUAUACCGAAGAGUCUGACACUUUCAGGCUCAGUGCUGAGGAAGAGAGUGGCUCCGUUGCGAAAGAUAUCGCUCAAUUCGUUACAUCAAAAAUUUCAGAUCUUGGUCGACAGUCAGAACUAUCUGCCGAUAUUCUCCAUCAACUUGAACAACGGCUUAUCAGCAGUGCUGAUUACACUUUCCUUUGGGUGUCUUUGGUCAUGAAUAUCGUGAAAGAAGCAGAGGUUGACGGAAUUUCAAUGGGUCAGAUCGAAGCCAUCUUGGCCACCACCAGGCUUGAAGACGUCUACGAGAAGCUCCUGUCUGGUCGAGACCCUCCUCGGGCUUUCCUCAGAUACGUUUCACGUCAUUGGUUAGAUCAUUACCGACCUGUGCGGGAGGACCUCAAGCUCUCCUAUGACUAUCUCCUACAGCCGAGUACCCCACAGUUCAACGUAUGGAUUAUCUCCCAUAGCUCGUGGAUACCGGAAGAACAACGGAGAGUUCUGGAAGUAGGGGGUGUUUCCAUCAUAAAGGAGGAUAAAGAGGAGCUUGGCUUGCCCUCGAGUCUCCCCUUCCAGGCGGCCAACGGUAGGGUCCAAACACUUCAGGCUGAUGCCAACAUCGGCCCUUCGGAGAAGAAAGAACGGGAACUCCAAGCGGCUCUGCAACAUUUCAAUCUCAUGGGUAACGAGAUUGAUUUGUACGAUGAAGAGUACAUUCAUGGGAAACGAUACUGGAAAGCAAAAGACUACAUGGGUUCAGGCGAUGCCAGCACCUCAGACGAAGACGAGGAACUUGACAAGGACUUGAAGGAAUCGAAGGCAACAAUUCCUGAUCGUAUGCAGUACUAUCGCCAACAGCAGAGUCAGCGGGUGGUCGAAAGCAUUGCUGAGGGUCGACGCGCAACCUCGGCUUCCAUGGCAAAUCCGACUUCGUCUCGAUCCUGGCUGAGGUGA